Molecule: messenger RNA, 8637 nt
Organism: Perca fluviatilis (European perch)
Lineage: Eukaryota; Metazoa; Chordata; Actinopteri; Perciformes; Percidae
Gene: gpr179
Product: G protein-coupled receptor 179
Exons: 12
Coding region: 645-5966 (1773 amino acids)
Biological process (GO): G protein-coupled receptor signaling pathway
Cellular component (GO): membrane
Molecular function (GO): G protein-coupled receptor activity
Source: RefSeq, a predicted model, not a curated record
GCCUCCAUCAGACGGGCUCGACACUCUUUGGAGCAACAGAUAGCAGGCGAGGCAGAAGAGAGAAGAGGAGAGAAGAGGACACUCGCUCUUCUCUCUCCAUCCCUCCAUCUCUUCGACAUACUUCUCUCCUCCUCCCACCUGAACAUGGGGAUCCAACAAGUUUGAGGCUUUUCCCUCUUCCUCCUCCUCCUCCUCCCCUUGCCUCCUCCUCCAUGCGCAUUCUGCGUCGGCUUUGCUCUGGAGCUUUGGCGCACGACUUUGCGACUAGAAAACGGAGAGUGCAGGCGGGAGACACGGGACAGACUGAGGAGAUGUGGGGAUUUCUCCCUGCGCCCUCUGCCUCCCACCACCACCACCACCACGGAGGACACGCAGGUUUAAUGAUCUCUUCCUGCGAGCGCGAGUGUGCGUGCGAGCGUGUCCGUGCGGUGCACACAUGGAGCUGUGCGCUCCGAGUGUGAGCGCCGCACUCCACCCGGACACCUGCUGCUGCAGCGUCUCGCUGACAUGUGACAUUUGGUUUUUUUCCUCAAGGGAACUACAAAGGGCUCAAACGCCAAAAAGAGACAGUGUUUUAGAAGUGUGACCCCCCGCCCUCCAUUCCUCCUCCUCUUCCUCCUCUUCUCCAUCAGAGUGAAUUCAGAAUGGGUCCCGUUUGGCUUCUUCUUCUUCUGCUUCCGUCCCUCGUCGGAGCGCAGGUGACUCCAAACUUCACAUCAGGAGUCCCGGCGGAGGCGGACAGCGCUGACUCUUUAACAAGCAGCAAAGGAACCUGGGACGUCUCCACCUCGCCCUCCGGUUCCUCCAGACCCUCAGAGACUUCUGGGUUCAUUGGGACGCCCUCAGAAGCUCCCACAGCGGAGGAAGACGACUGGUCUCCAGCAGAGACCUUUCUGUACACCGGAGAACCGUCCACUCUGGAGGUGGCCCGCUGCUCACGGGCGUACAGCCUGCCAGGGCAGACCGGAUCACUGCCCGCCAGCUUCAGCGCCCCCCUGCGGCCAGCCCUGGACGCACUGGCCAACACGGCCAACUUCCUCAACAUGAUCUUCCAGGCCAGCGACCUGCGGGAGAGCACCGUGCAGGAGGACAUGGAGUGGUACCACGCGAUGGUGCGCGCCCUCCUGGAGACCGACCUGCUCAUCCGACGAGCCCUGCUCACCUUCGACGCUGACCCGACGUCCGCGGCGCCGCAGCUGGUGCUCUGCGCCUCCCACAACCCGACGGCCAAGGUGCAGACCAUCAUCCUCCAGGACUUAUCCAAGGCCUGGGAGAGCCUGCACCCGCCCGCCCCGGCCCCCGACGACAGCUGGUUCCGAAGCUUUAAAUUCCCCGAGUCCGGCCAGCCGACGGCGUCCCUGUCCAAGCGGGUGCUCCUCAACGACCUCAGCACCUUGGACACGCCCAAGUGGAGGCAGGGCGACAGCUACGUGACCAAUCACAGCGGGGUGCGCUGGGCCAGCGCUCCCUUCCUCGACUGUGAGGACGGACGCUUCGUUCCCGACUGGAUGCUCACCCUGUCCUCGUCCUUCUACGGCCUCAAGCCUGAUCUGACGCCAGAGUUCAGAGGUGUGAUCCGUGUAGAUGUCAACAUUCAAGACAUCGACUUGGACCAGUGUGCAACAGGAGACGGCUGGUUUGCCGAUACUCACCAGUGCAACCGCACCACCAUGGAGUGUGUACCAACUCCAGGCCGCGGCUUUCGACUGGGUCAGUACUGCUGCCGCUGUAAAGAGGGUUACUACAACCCAGACAUAGUCCCUCAAGUCUCAGGUGUCGACGCAGAUGGCGGCCCUUUGAACGGGACUGAUGGCGGCAAUGGAAGUAUGUGUUACCCGAACAUGCCCAUCUGUCUCCCGUGCUGGCUGGGCUGUAAGAGCUGCCAGGACGGGACGCCCUGCUGGGUGCAGGAGGCCUGGCUGCUAAGGGGCGGCGUGCUGGCCAUCCAGGGCGUCUUCAUGCUCCUCAUCUUCGUCAGCAUGCUGGUGGCCUACAGGCAUCGUCGAAACAGGAGGAUCCGGGCGUCUGGCCUCCUGCUGCUGGAGACGAUCUUGUUCGGCUCUCUGCUCCUCUACUUCCCGGUCUUCAUCAUGUACUUCAAGCCGAGUGCUUUCAGGUGUAUUCUGCUCCGCUGGGUCCGAAUGCUUGGCUUCUCCAUCGUCUACGGGACUGUCACUCUGAAAAUGUACAGGGUGCUGAAGGUGUUCCUCUCGCGCACGGCCCAGAGGGUGCCAUACUUGUCCAGCCUCCACUUGCUGAGGAUUCUGGGAGUGAUGCUGAUGACGGUCAGCUGGUUCCUGUGUGCGUGGACGGUCGGCGUCCUGCAGAACCGCGACAGGAACAUCCCGGUGUUCAUCACAACCUCCACGUCGGACGGCCGGGGUUUCAACAUGUGUUACCUGGACCGCUGGGACUACAUGAUGGCUGUGGCUGAGCUUCUGUUCCUGUGCUGGGGCAGCUCCCUGUGGACUGCCGUCAGGCCGGUGCCCUCAGCCUUCCACGAGCCUCGCUACAUGGGCAUCGCCAUCCACAACGAGCUGCUUCUCUCCUCCAUGUUUCACCUGUUCAGGUUCACCUUUCCCUCUCUCCAUCCUGAUUGGAUGUUGCUGCUCUCCUUCGCACACACCCACGUGACCAUCACUGUGACACUCGCCCUGCUCCUCAUUCCCAAGUUUCUAUAUGUGUCUAAGCCGGGAAGAGAGGAGAUUGCAGCAGAGGUGUAUGAAGAUGAAGUGGACCUUCGGCGCUCAGGCUCGUACUUCAACAGCAGUUUUCACUCUGCUUGGAGUGAACACAGUGGAGUGGACCCAGAUGACUUCCGGGAUGAACUGAAGAAGCUAUAUGCCCAGUUAGAAGUCCACAAGACCAAGAAGAUGACCGCAAACAACCCUCAUCUGUCAAAGAAGCGAAGUUCUCGAUGUGCAUUGGGGAGAUCCAUUAUUAGACGCAUUGCUGAGAUCCCAGAAAGCAUGAGCCGGCAGUGCAGCCGCGACGACAAAGAUGGAUCCUCCCAGAUUAGACUUAGUGUGAAUCGGUCCGAGUCCUUCAGGAGGGCCCCAGAUACUGUCAGUAUCAGUUACAAAAGUUCAAUGAAAUCACCAUCACGAUCACCAUCCAUGCGCAAGUCCCAAAGUGAUCAUCACUAUGUCAGGGAAAGAGACUCUUCUUUGCAUAACACAAUGUUAAAAGCCAACGCUGUGAAGAGAUCUUCCCGGCGAUCAGAGACAGAUUCCUUGGAUAUUCCACUGGGGGUCUGUAAGUCAGCCAGUGCCCAAAAUCUGUCAAUUGAUACCAAUCUCCUGCAUCCUGAUCACACCAAGCUUCAUAAGUCCUGGAGUCUAACGUCCACGACCGCCCAGUCUAUGGAGAACAUACCCAAGGUUAACAGAGCCAGCACAGUGUUGACAAGAUCCAGGCAGAGCAUUUCCAUAAGUGACCAGACCCGGAGUGCUCUCAGUCAGUCAGGGUCAUUUGAUAAGGCUGAAGUCUGUCCUUGGGAGGUGGAGCAAGAACAAUCAGGGGACAAGAACCAGAAGCAUGUCACCUAUGCAAACUCUGAAGAUGUUGAGGACAAAAGGCCACCAUCUCCAAAGACGCUUGUCUGUCCCUGGGAAAAUUUACCACCUGUAGAAAAGAAGCCUUCAGAGGAUAAAGGAAUAGGUGAAAGUGAGUCACCAAAACCACAGGCUCCUGUGUCUGCAAGUGCACCAGGGACUCCAAGACCAAAGGUCACAAAAGAUCAACGUGUCUUCUCCUUCCGCACCACCACCACCAAUAAGUGGCUGUCUGUGAAAUCAGUUAUGAGAUCUGUGGAUGCAUUAAGCAAGUACAGUAAGGAGGGAGAUUUAAAUAAAGAGGAUUCUGUUUCACAAAAAAGUCAGGAAAGUGCUUCCACAACGCCAAGAUCGAGAUCAUCUAGUAGACGUCCAAGCAUUGAAAAGAGGUCACUGCAGAAAAGAAGUAUGACGACAGCAGACAAACCAUGCCUUGUGAAGCAGAAUGCCAUCAGACUUUCCUCUGGGGAUUCUUCCGACAGAAGCCCAAGAAAGUUUGUGAUCGUAAAAUCUAAUGUCUACUCUUGGGACAUAGAUGAUAUGCAAAAAGAUGGCACUUGUGAAAAUGUGUUUUUAUCAAGGCAGAAUAGCAAACGUAGUAGUGGAAGUUCUUGGGAAACUGCCAGCAGCUGUAGAACUCCUUCAACUCACAGAAGAGGUAGUAAUCGAAUAACACCAGUCCGCAAUAUUUCCUAUAUAGAUGUGUGUCCAUGGGAUGGAGCUGGUACUUCCCAGGAAAGAGAGGGACCAAAGAACCAGCAGAGCAUUAAAGCAGAUGUCUGCCCUUGGGAAUCGGAGGUAUCUGAACCAUCUAAUGUAUGUCCGUGGGACUCUCAAGAGCAAGGGAAAGUGAGAAGACAAAGUGGUCGUGGUGAGGCGUGUCCUUGGGAAUCGCAGGAUAUUCCCGUUAUUUCUUAUACUAACACGUCCAAAGAUUCACAGACCCAACUGUCUUUGACACGUCCAGCAGAUGUAUGUCCCUGGGAGACUGCAGAAAGUCCCCAACCUUCAAUACGGAAAGAUAAUGAAUAUACCAAUGUUUGUCCAUGGGUUGUUCAGGACAAAGCUGUAGUUGUAUAUGAAAACAUAAGUCCUUUGCAGACCAAGAAAGGGCUGUCGGUGCCCCUUAAACAAGAAGUUAUGAAAGCUUCCAUCUAUCCCGGUGCAUCAAAUGAAAGUUUAAGUAAUGAGAAGCAACCCAAUGCUAAAUCACCUGCCCUGCAUUUGGGUAAACAAGUGACCAAGGCAGCAGAAAGCUGUCCAUGGGAUUUCCCUGAUCCACCAAAAGACUUAGGAAACAUUUGUCCAUGGGAAGAGGAGAACACCAAGCCAACAAAUACAGGCUCAACAACACAAAUUAAGGUAGACAUUUGUCCCUGGGAGGCUGGACAUCAAGACGAACCACAAGACUUACAAAAAGGUAUCUCGCCUUUGAGACUUGCUUCCGUACAGACUGACAGGAAAGACGACACAAGAGUAAACAUAUGUCCCUGGGAUACUGACCUCCCUGAGACAAAUGCAGCAACCAAGAUUGUGUUAAAAGGAACGGAAAAGCUGGCAGAUGUUUGUCCAUGGGAAAGUAGCGAACCAGAAUCUGGAAAGCCUCAGACCCCAGAAACAUCAGAGAGUCAUGCAAAGCAAGACACAGCUCGCACAAGUGUUUGUCCAUGGGAUACAGAGGAAGCAGGGGUAGUCACAACUGAAGUAUCAAAAAUAUCAGAGAAGCUACAAGGACAAGGAAAUUCCAAAGAAGUGUGUCUAUGUGACACAGAAGCUCCAAAGGUUCUCAAAAAGCAAGAUAGCAUACGGGCAGAUGUUUGUCCAUGGGAGACCGACGAGCCAAAGGUUCUCCAAAAGCAAGAUAGCGUACGGGCAGAUGUUUGUCCAUGGGAGACAGACGAGCCAAAGGUUCUCCAAAAGCAAGAUAGCGUACGGGCAGAUGUUUGUCCAUGGGAGACAGACGAGCCAAAGGUUCUCCAAAAGCAAGAUAGCGUACGGGCAGAUGUUUGUCCAUGGGAGACAGACGAGCCAAAGGUUCUCCAAAAGCAAGACAGCACUGAAGCAGACAUUUGUCCCUGGGAAUCCAAGGAUCCACAAACCUCAACCGAAAUCAAGGUCGAUAUUCCCAACAGUGACCAAGAUGAGGUCACAGAGACCCAGGGGUCAUUCAGUGUAGAAGACACUUCAGCAGAAAACGGCAGAGAGCAGAUAGAUGGGUCUAGAGAAAACUUAGCCCUGGGCCGGCGUGAUGCUUUGUGUCCCUGGGAGAUGGAAAGGAGCAGAUCUAGUUCAUUCACAGACAAUGCCUCAGACGUCUUUACAUGGGAGCCUGAGAAUAUUCCUGAGGAAGAUGAAGAGGACGAUGAUGCAGAAUGUGCUGCGGAGGCUUUUGUAUUCCCGCCUGACUUGUGAUCUAAAUCUAGACAGCAUUUGCUUUCACUUUUGACCCCUCCGACUAAAUCAAAGGGAUGGUGAACUCGAUAAAACCAUUUUGGUGGUACUCUGUUGAUGGUCAAGGGCAUAUUUGAAGUUCCACAGGGAGGUCAGAGUGCAGGGUCAUCUCACAAACAGCUCCCUUUCAGCUGCCAGAGCUGAAAAAACUUGGACAAUUACUUGGGCUAAUCAAAGACAGAACUUAGGGCUGUUAUUUAAAGUUGGACUAUCCAUUUGUGCCAGAUACUUGAUGAACUGGACACAAUAAGUUGUGCAAAACUGACUGAAAAAAAAAUGUAAUGCACAUAAUGCAUUAGGUCCCUCAUUAAACCAGCAAUGAACUAAAAACAUUUCUUGGCUGAUGGAAGGGGAUCUAAGGUGUUUAGAUGAAGUCCCUUUUCUUCCUGCUUCUACCCCCCCAUUUUAAAUGUAAAUGUUUUUGUGUCUUUGUAUGUUUUUAGGUGACAAUACGCAUAUUUCCCAUGUACCCAUGGCUAGGGUGAAUAUGUUACAAAACCUAAACUUAACAAGUCCACAGUGCUCGCAAACACAGCACAACAGAUGGGAGACUAAGCUUAACCAUCAUCCGCCAGAUAAAUCAGUCCAAUUUUGUUCUUUUGUGGAAGUUAUAUUUUCAAAGUACAAAUAAGUGUUAAGUGUAAAGCAGUCCGCCAGGACUACGAAGGAUGUCAAAUUACAUUUCUUUAAGUAUUAAUGAUUGAAAAAAACUAUGCAUUCCUGUUUGCUUAAGUGACUAAACGGCAAUGAUCAUUACUACUUUUGAUUCAGUCAGAAUGGGAAAAACAUUUCACCACUUUAAGAAAACAUGAUUAAAACAAAUGCAUAAAUCACCAUAAUCUCAAGACUUACACCCUAUACUAAAAAGAAAUACAGCCCUUACAGUGGAGUGAAAACUGCAUAAUCAUUUAAUAUGAGCAUUGAGAAAGUCAUGUCAAUAUUUUAUUAUGCACUGGACAUCAGUUUCUCUAAGAUGGGACAAUGAGGUUAACAUUGUGUGAAAAAUACAUGCUUUUAAAUGUUUGGUAAUUGCAAAAAUCUAUUGUGUGAAAAAUACAUGCUUUUAAAUGUUUGGUAAUUGCAAAAAUCUAAUCAAAUUGUAUAGGACACUGACCUGCUUCCAUCUCUGAAAUUAACCAAAUGUUUCAAUAAUGUGAGUUAUGAAGGUGAAGUCUCAGUUUCGAUAACAAAAGGCUGCCCCCUAUUUGCUGAUUAAUUGAAUAAUUUCUAAUUUAGGUUUUGUCACCUACAAAGGUUUUUUUGUCAGGGUUCUUUAUGCAGGUAAUGAUAUUAGUCAUUAUAGUCAUUGCUGAAAAAAAGUCACAACAGAAAUAUUCACAAAUAUUCUUCUUAUUGGAUAUAGGAUAUUCUUCUGGAUGACUAUGUUGAUAUGCAGACAGCCAGUAAUACUAGAGAAAUUAGAUCAUUUGAAAUUAAAACAAUUUACCGAUUAGUAAAAGAUAUCUUAUGAUCUGAUUUCUCAGUUUUUAACGGUGAUCCAGAAUGAAAAUCUGUGGAACUGUUUUUCUGCUUGGGGUGGAGAUUUGUUAAGAUUCAGCCGCUUACACAUGAUAGGCGGCAAAACCGCUCGGCGCCGGCCGUUCCAUUGAUUUCCUAUGGGGAGAGCGGUGGCGCCCAACUAUGCCCUGCGCUACCCAUGGCGUCGCACACCGCUCGGAUUUGCCGCUUUGUGCUGCGUUCAAAGUUCAAAUUAUUUAAACUUUGACCUAGUUGCCGCUGACCUUUCGAAAGCGCAACCAAUGAGAUAACAGCAUGGGGGAAAUAGCCAAUGGAAAUAGCUUCCUUGUCACCCUUGAUGUUGACCUGCGCAUUGCUCUCUGUGCUUUGCUCUCUGCGCCCAACUAGCAGUGCGCAGAGAGCAAAUCGCUUAUCAUGUGUAGGCGGCUUUAGGUUUUUUUAAAGUAUAAUUUAAAUUUAUUUAAAUUUGUUAAUAAUCUGCUGAACAUUCUGCGGAAUUCCGUGUGGCCCUGCUUAUGACGACUAGAUAUAUCAUUAGCUUAUAGUUUAUUUCCAUCAAGAGUUGGCCCUACAUUACAAUUUUUUGACAUUAGUGAGUACUUUUUCAAAGAGUCAUUACUCUUCAAUCGUUAAGUUUCAAAAAAGGGUUUUAUGGUGAUUUGUUUUUACAAUAUUAAAAGUUUUCUGUAUUGUUGUAAUUAAGUCACGUCUGUGCCAGCAAUUUGUGAAAUCAGGUGUCAAGUUUUUCAGCACUUUUACUACAGUGUAAUUUAGUCCCAAACAGCUGCAGUGAUUUCUUUUCAUUCAGGGAACUCAUUGUUUAAACACUGCGCCAAGUUUUUUGUCAAUAGUGUGACCUAGUUAUGUGAGCAUUGUUGCAUGUUUGUGUGUUUUUGAAUGAGCGUGCUGUAAUUUGUUGUCACGUAAAAAGAGAAUUGUUGUAACACAUCCCUUCAUUUGCAUAGAGAAACAGCUCAUGUUUUGUUUUCAAUUUUGUAUGCAAUGUCUUCUAUGAAAGAUUAUUCUGAUAAAGAAAAAUCCACUGAAAGCUACUGGUGUGAAGAGACGAAGAUGGGACACUUUAUUUUUGUAUUUCCUGAGGUCAACAUGCAGUACAUUCAUCAAAGUAAAUAAACCAUUCAAUUUCUGGAAA